AGCAGCCUGACAGAGGAGGGAAGGUGCGAGUGAUUCCGCCUUGGACACCGCAGCGUUGCCACCUCUUCUUCAGAUUUGGAAUAUCAUCAGCCAAGUGCAGCAGUAGCCAAAUCAGCUGACUGAGGAGGGGAGCAAGGUGUGGCGAACCGGAUUGAGUUUCCUGGACCUCCCCUGAAACUUGAAUCCCCGAGGCCAAGCCACAACCAUGUCUUCAGACCGCUACCUGCUGUACCACGGGCUUCUUAUGCCCACUGUGGUUCACACAACGGAAAGCCUGAAAUAUGCCAGGGCAUUCCCCGUAGAAGACACAGAUGUGUUCGUGGUGACCUACCCCAAAUCAGGUACCACCUGGAUGCAGGAGAUCCUCCCAUUGCUGCUGAAUGGGGGGGAUCUGACGCCUGUACAAAGCAUUCCUAACUGGGACAGGGUUCCCUGGCUGGAAGAAACCAGAGUGGCAACGGUUGUGGACUGCUUGGCAUCUCCACGAGGAUUUGUCACACACCUCCCCUACCACCUCAUGCCCACUUCCUUACAAAAUUCCAAAGCAAAGGUCAUCUAUGUAACAAGGAACCCAAAGGAUGUCAUGGUCUCAUCCUACUACUUUCAUCAGAUGGCCUGUUUCCUUGAUGACCCCGGGACAUUUCAGGAGUUCUCUGACAAAUUCCUUAAGGGACAAGUGCUGUUUGGAAAAUGGACAGACCAUGUGAAGAGCUGGAGACACACAGAGCUGGGAGACAGAAUACUAUAUAUCACAUAUGAGGAAAUGGUUCAGGAUUUGCCUGGAGCUGUAAGAUGCUUUUCCGAUUUUCUGGGCAGAAACCUCAGUGAAGAAGCCAUUCAAAAGAUAGCAGACCACUGCUGUUUUGACAAAAUGAAGACCAAUCGUAUGUCCAACUACUCUCUGGUUUCUGAAGAAUUUAUGGACAGCAGCAAGUCACCAUUUCUUAGGAAAGGCAUUUCUGGGGACUGGAAAAACCAUUUCACCCCAGAACAAGAGGCCAACUUCUCAGCCAUCAUCCGCAAAGAGAUGGAGGGAGAAGAACUUGUAUUCCCCUUGCACUUGGACUAAAGAACAGCUAUGAGACAGGAGAAGAAGAAACCUGACAGCCCAAUGGUAUCAGAAAUCAGAACUGAUCUAUCCCUAAAGCCUGCCCCUCGAACGCAAAUUGGCCAGUGAUAGCUUAGCACCCAUUGCCCUCGGACAUUUUCAUCAUUUGCCUCCACAGAGCUGUAUAAAACUCUGUGGAGGCAAAUGAUCACAUUUCGUUUGUGAUUUAUGGGAUUUUGUGCAGAAAAUUGUCAAGUGACAUGCAUGGGGUACCUGAUAGGAAGUAUCCUGAGAGGCGGAGCAAUGGGGUGUUUUUCGUCUCGCUUCCUAAAUCAAAACAAAAGCGAGGAAAAUGUCCUCUGUGAGACCAGCUGUGUGGCAGGCCACAUUAUCAGCUCAGUGUUGACAAAAAAAAAAAAUGUUGUCCCAAGAUCCAAGUCAUUUCAUAUUCAGUGUCUGGAAGUCCGGGUCCGACGUUUAUAUGUUACUGCAUAAUACAGCUGUACAGUGCACAUUUCAAGUACAUUAAGGUUAGUAAAAGCAAUGCAAUUUAGGUGAGCUAUGCUAGGCAACUGAAUAGCUCUACAUUAAGAAAAAAAAUAGCCUGCAUCAACGUUUUCCUUUAAUGGUUCUCAUUUAUUUUUUUAACGAAAUAGUCAAACUAUAAUCAUAUUAGUCUUCUGUCAAGUAGAACUCAUUUUAUUGGACUUAAGACAAGAAAUCAUUUCAAAUUGCUGUAAAUGAUAAAUUAAAUCAAGCCCUGAUGUGAUCCAAUUCUGCCAUUUUGCAUGUGGUAGUGAAUAUCUUCUUAAAUCAACAUCUAAUGCAGGGGUCCCCAAUUACUUUUCAUAGCGGGCCACUUUUAAGGCCACUUUUAAAACCACGGGCCACUCAACCUCCAGCAGCAUGUUGUUCGUUAGUUUGUUUUGGUGUCGAUACGUUGCAGGUAUUAUAAUUUAAACAGAGAUUUUUCAUCUAUUUUUCGAUAUAUUACUAGUCUUACUUUUACUAAGAAAUUAAUUAUUUCACAUACAGUAGUGGCCAAAAGUUUAGUCCGGGUGCCGAAUUUGUAGGUUUUCAAUAGAACGAUGAUUCGUAAGAUUCCAAUGUUUAUUAUAUUUAAUGAAAAGAAACUAACAACGAAGAAAUGUUAUAAACAUAAGCUUUUAAUAAAGGUUUUAUAAAGUUAUUGUCUGAAAAAAAACAUAAUAUCACUGGCCUAAACUUAUAACCAAUUGAGUCCAUGAGAAUUUGCCCUCCGGAUUAAACUUUUGUCCACUACUGUAGACUCACCGCUCAGUGGGAGAAAUGACUGCGUCGGGAAGCGGCCAUGGUCCUGAAGCUGGGCUCGUACUCCGUUGUUGCUAUGCGAACAUACGCAGAGUUUAAGCUAGCUAGUUUCUGCUUUCUGGUAUCUGAUUUCGGUGGAAAUCUUUCAUUGAAGCUGCUGUGUUUUGUUUCGAAAUGGCGUUUGAUGUUAGCAACUUUGCUGACCGCUAUCGUUUGCGAACAGAUCAAGCAAGUUGGCUUAGCAUUGUUAUGUUCAGGUAGAAUGAAGCAAAAUUGA
This is a messenger RNA of Lampris incognitus (smalleye Pacific opah), 2615 nucleotides long. Its product is annotated as sulfotransferase 2B1-like. The coding region runs from base 206 to 1069 and encodes 287 amino acids. Gene Ontology annotation, biological process: sulfation. Gene Ontology annotation, molecular function: sulfotransferase activity. NCBI's taxonomy places the organism in Eukaryota, Metazoa, Chordata, Actinopteri, Lampriformes, Lampridae. Gene Ontology annotation, cellular component: cytoplasm. The transcript has 7 exons. The record is from RefSeq and is a predicted model, not a curated record.